Molecule: messenger RNA, 1014 nt
Organism: Talaromyces atroroseus
Lineage: Eukaryota; Fungi; Ascomycota; Eurotiomycetes; Eurotiales; Trichocomaceae
Product: Zinc-binding alcohol dehydrogenase domain-containing protein cipB
Exons: 1
Coding region: 1-1014 (337 amino acids)
Molecular function (GO): oxidoreductase activity, acting on NAD(P)H
Source: RefSeq, a predicted model, not a curated record
AUGGCCAUCAACUCCGCUGCAUGGCUCACCGAGGCCAAAGCUCGCCCCUUCCAGGUGAAGGAGGCGCCAAUCUAUACUCCCGAGGCCGGUGAAAUACUUGUCAAAAACCACGCUGUCGCUAUCAACCCCGUCGAUGGUAGUCUCCAGGCCAAGGCCUGGUGGCCCAUGAAUUAUCCGACCAUUCUGGGUCAGGACGUCGCGGGAGAAGUUGUCGCAGUUGGUCCCAAUGUCACCCGUUUCAAAAUCGGUGACCGUGUCGUUGGUCAUGCUGUUGGAAUAGCUACGAAACGCCUCCAGGACAAUGCUUUUCAGUCCCACACUAUCCUCCAGAUCAACAUGGCCAGCGAGCUCCCGGCCAGCGUCUCUUACGAGAACGCUGCUGUCCUUCCUUUGGCUCUGUCUACCGCUGCCUGUGGCCUUUUCCAAGACGAUUUCUUAAAACUCCAGCUCCCCACAGAGCCCCGCCGGUCUACUAGCCAAGCGCUCCUAAUCUGGGGUGGUGCAGGCAGUGUGGGAAGCAACGCUAUUCAGCUUGGAGUUGCGGCGGGAUACGAGGUAUUCACUACCGCGUCCCCUAAGAACUUUGAGUACGUCAAGAAGCUCGGUGCCAGUCAAGUCUUUGACUACAGUAGCAUUACUGUCGUUGAGGAUCUCACAAAGGCCCUUCAGGGUAAGGUUCUGGCCGGUGCUAUGGAUACGAUUGGUUUCGCCGCUACUCCUCCUACUGUUGAUGUUGUCAUCAAGUCUGAGGGCAGCAAGCUUGUCUCUACAGUUAAGGGUGGCUUCCAAGCUCCCGAGGGUGUGACUGUCAAGAGUGUCUUUGGUACUAGUCUGAAGGAUAACCACGUCGGUAAAGCUGUUUGGGAGAACUUCCUGCCCAGGGCUCUGGAGGCUGGUACAUAUAUUCCUGCACCUAGCCCGCUUCUAGCUGGAAAGGGUCUCGACAAAGUCCAGGAUGCUAUUGAUUUACAGGCCAAGGGCGCCUCUGCCAAGAAGGUGGUUGUUACCUUGUAA